Molecule: messenger RNA, 765 nt
Organism: Phaeoacremonium minimum UCRPA7
Lineage: Eukaryota; Fungi; Ascomycota; Sordariomycetes; Togniniales; Togniniaceae
Product: putative ubiquitin-like protein
Exons: 1
Coding region: 1-765 (254 amino acids)
Biological process (GO): protein modification process; mRNA splicing, via spliceosome
Cellular component (GO): nucleus; cytoplasm
Molecular function (GO): protein tag activity
Source: RefSeq, a predicted model, not a curated record
AUGUCAGACCGCGGCUCACCAGGGCCUCGUCGGUCGCCGCCGGCGCGGGACGAACAAGGCUCCCCGCCACGCCGCACAAAGGAGCGCAGCAGAAGUCGGAGCCGUUCACCACCCCGCCGAGACAGACGAGACUUCGACGAUAGGCGUGAUCGGCGAGGCGGAGAUUCGUACCGCAGCGGAGGAGACUCAUAUCGCGGCGGCGACAGAUACAGAGGAGGAGAUCGCGAUAGAGGCGCUGACAACAGAGAUCGAGAUCAAGACAGGGAGAGGGAUCGCUACCGAGACCAGGACAGAGACCGCCCACGCAAACCUAAGGGAGGCGGCGGCGGCUUCAAGUGGAAGCAGAAGAACUCAGGAGGCGACCGGGAGGAGGAUAAUUCGCGCGGUGGUCGUGUAGGAGGAUAUCGCAAUCGAUCACCGAGACGGCAUCCCGACCGCGAGGAGCGUGCUGGUGCGGAUAGCUCAAGCUCGUCAAAGCCCAAGAAGGACAAGGAGAGCAAGCCGGCGCCUGUAGCCACGGACGGCGAGGAGAUGAUCAUCGUGCACGUCAACGAUCGACUGGGUACGAAAGCGGCCAUUCCCUGUUUUGCGUCAGACAAGAUCCGUGAGUUCAAGAUCAUGGUGGCGGCCCGCAUUGGUCGUGAACCACAUGAGAUCCUCUUAAAGAGGCAGGGCGAGCGGCCUUUCAAAGACCAUUUGGCACUUGAAGAUUAUGGUAUAAGCAAUGGGGUGCAGAUUGAUUUGGAGGUCGAUACUGGAGAUUAA